This is a messenger RNA of Tyto alba (common barn owl), 1234 nucleotides long. It is a transcript of the gene EMP1, whose product is annotated as epithelial membrane protein 1. The record is from RefSeq and is a predicted model, not a curated record. The transcript is spliced from 5 exons. Bases 224 to 709 code for a protein of 161 amino acids. Gene Ontology annotation, cellular component: plasma membrane. NCBI's taxonomy places the organism in Eukaryota, Metazoa, Chordata, Aves, Strigiformes, Tytonidae.
GACUGAUUCAUAGUAACUCCUUUAAAACAGAGUGGAAAGACACCACCCUCCUGCACCAUCGGAGGAAACUUAAACCACCACCAGGUCACUCCCCUUCACUACAGCUCCGCGCUCGGGACAUCAGCACUACAGCCCAGCGCGCUCCUGCUCCCACAGGUUCCUGGACCAGCCCCAGCCCACAAGAACUCUCGCUGUCGGUGAGACCACCUUGAAGGGACCCAAGAUGUUGGUGCUACUGGCUGGUAUCUUUGUGGUUCACAUCGCUACUGUCAUCAUGCUCUUUGUCUCCACCAUUGCCAACGUUUGGAUGGUGGGUUCUUCCAGCUUAGGAACAGCCUCAUCAGGACUCUGGCUACUGUGCAACAGGACCUGUGAGCAGCUGCCAGUCAGCAGCAGUGAUGAGGCUUCCCUCAAAGCCGUGCAAGCCUUUAUGAUCCUCUCGAUCAUCUUCUCUGUCAUCGCGCUUGUCAUGUUCAUUGUCCAGCUGUUCACCCUGGAGAAAGGCAAACGUUUCUACAUCACUGGAGCCAUCAUGCUGGUUUGCUGGAUGUGCAUUCUGAUUGGAGUCUCCAUCUACACAGCUCGAUUCACAGGCAAGUUGCCCCAGUCCACAAGUUCUCACCACGGCUACUGCUUCAUAUUGGCCUGGAUCUGCUUUUGCUUCAGUUUCAUCAUCGGCAUCCUCUACCUUGUUCUUAGGAAAAAAUAAGGCUGAUAGGAGUCUAAGGGAGAGGGUUGGCUACUGGGAAUGGGGAAGAAUUGCUCUGCUGAGAGAACUGUUGGGCCAAUAGACAGAAACAGCCACCAUCAUCACCACUGCCACCACCACAGAAAAAUCACUAACAAAGCUAGAAUCCUCAGAAACUCCUUCUCCAAAGAGAGGGAGAAACAGCUCCAACCGAUCUAGCACUCCUGGGGCUGUUCCACCAGAAAUCUGCAAGUGACCCGGACUGCUCUUCUCCUUUUCUGCAAAGUCAUGUCAUAACUUCACAAAGCUUCAAGCUCAGCAGCAAUGAUUGAACGGCACCACAAAAACAAGGGCUAUAUCUUUUUCCCUUUCUAGAGCCCUCCUCACCUUUCAGUGUGCCUUGUGGGCUGGGCAGUGAGGCUUAUAACCCCCUUUUUUUGUCCAUUGAAACAAAUGGGAUGGGCCUUUUGUUACAUUUAUAUAUAUAUAUAUACACAUAUAUAUAUAUAUGCACAUAUGUGAAAGUUAAAGACAUUAAAUUGAGAA